This is a messenger RNA of Babesia bovis T2Bo, 1973 nucleotides long. RefSeq names its product putative integral membrane protein. Bases 87 to 1940 code for a protein of 617 amino acids. NCBI's taxonomy places the organism in Eukaryota, Apicomplexa, Aconoidasida, Piroplasmida, Babesiidae. The record is from RefSeq and is a predicted model, not a curated record. The transcript has 2 exons.
AUUAUAGAUGGUUUAUAAUAUGGUUGUACUUUUGGGGUUAUUUUUGUGAUCAAUAUGUAAUACAAUGAGUUGAAAUCGUUAAUCCUAUGGAGUUGCAUCAUGCAUCGGAUAGCAAUGCCAUUCCUGGCGUUGCGCCAAGUGGUUUUGUUCGAUCUCGUAAGCGUUUCAAGGCUUACACAUGGUCGUACAAGAAGACUAUUACGCCAAUAGCUUCAUUUUUUCUGGUUGUUAACCAGAUGAUUGGCAUUGGUAUGAGUGACAUUCCUUCAGUAAUGCGUGAUGGUGGUUGGAUUCCGGCACUGAUUGCUAAUUUGUUGAUAUCCAUAGUUGCUGCUUUAUGCAGUUUGAUGUUACUUCGUGCGAUGACCUUGAUUCCUCAUAAUGAGAACUUUGGUCACCGUAUAGAGUACAGUGCAUUGGUGAAGUAUUAUUUAUCGGAUUACAAUUUCAGGCUCGUAUCUAUAUUGAAUCAUGUUGGCAACCUUUGCAGUGUGAUCAGUGGUAUAUUGGCAUUUUCUAAGCUUGUUGAUUUACUGCUUGUGAAGGCUUUUGGAUGGACAUUAGCAUUCCAGGUUCAUCCAUUUGUAUUUAUCGGUCGUGCUGAUCUUGAUGUUGUCACUGGUAUAUACGAAUCGGGUUCAUAUCAUGGUGAGGGUGUUCAUUCCAUGCGUUUGGCUAUAACCCUGGGUUAUGUGAUAUGUGCUUUGGUUUGCUUGCGUUUAAGUUCAUGUGCUCUUGAGGAGACUAUGGGUUUUCACGUAUUUUCAUUCUUUGCAUUCAUUGGUUGUGGUAUGCAGAUGGCUAUAUUUGGUUUGACUCGUAGUCUUCGUGUUGGCGCAGCCAAGCGGCCUCCUGCAUUGGGGAACCUUAGAUUUGUAAAGCUGCUGUUGACUUUUGUUGAGAACUUCAGUGUGGCAAGCAGUACUCCUUCAUGGGCCAAUGAGAUGACUAAUGAUGUAAAGGUCAGCCGUACUAUGUGGACUAGUACGUUGUUUACGGCUAUUGUAUACCAUGUACUGGGUUACAUAUUCUGUUUUGCUUUUCCUGACAAUUCUGGUGACAUAGUGAGUGACAUACUAUUGAGCAACACUGGUGUUUUAGCUCACGCUGCAUUAUGUUUAUUCGUUGCUGUGAACGUGUUGCCUGAUGUUGUGUUCGGUACUAUUAGUACUAAAUAUAACUUGCUGAACCUGGGUUAUUGUAACCGUGGCGCUGCCUAUUUUUGGGGCUGUGUAUUACCGUUUACAUUCAGUUGGCUUUUAUCUAAUGAGUCAUAUUUCAUUGAUUACUUGGGUCACAUUGGUUUGAUAUCAGCUUUGUUUUGUGACUUUGUGGUUCCGGUAAUUGUGUACAAGGUAGCAACUGCCGGUUUUGCAGACCUUUCAACAUCAGCACAUGGUUCGUUGCAAAGGCAAAAGUCUUUUAUAUUAGAUGAUAAUAAUAAUUCAGCAUUAUUCAAACGCGGCACUAGUCUAUUAUUCAAGAAUAUGAGCACGUUUGGUCGUGCAUUCACGUGUGACUACAUUAAUCGUGGUCAGAGUAACGACCAAUCCACUAUAGUCCCUCUUGAGGAUGGUGGUUCAUUUCUUGAUAGGUACGACAUGCCCGUUGAUGAGAAUGGGAAGCCUAUUGACUACGCUACUUUUAAGAUAAUUCGUCCUCCACUGACCCCUCGUGAGGAUGACCAUUUGUAUAAUGUCAUUUCUAUGAAGAAGCGUAAGAGUCGUGUAUCGUUUGACUUUCCGGAUGACGAUGAUUUUGAGGACGACGUUCAAUGUAGUACAUCGUCGUUAGACGCUGAAAGAGAUGUUCCGCAGAAACGAGUUGAGUUAUUUCCAUUCGUUUCUCUUGAGCGUCACAGUGGUUUGUUAACUCAGUUUAUAUUGGCAACAUUGGCUACGUUUGCUGUUGUUCCAAUGUUCCUCAACUUUUGGCUAUAGUAUAGCUAUAUCAUUCACACUUCUGCGGGAAAA